AGGGGCAUUUAAAAAAAGCUUUGGAAAAUGAAACAAUAACAGCACACUGCUAGAAAGCAUGAUUGCCUGUCACAUACUGUCCAGAACAAAGAAUGUAAUGUAGUGGAAGGUUGUAUUGGAGCUACUGGAACGAUCCUAUUCGUGAACAGAUGAGACUGUAAGAGGCUGAUUCAGAGAUUGUCAGAGCUCAGAGAGAGGGGUACUUUACAACAGAGGGGAACAGUGCACAGCCGAGUUAAACAAGGCAUUUAAUCAAUCAGCGGAUGUUUGAAAGCAGUAGAGAGUCUAGAAAAAGCAGGAUGUGAAUGGAGAUGACCUGCACUUUGUAUAGGAGGUUAUAAGUAGAUGAAAUAACUGUGCCAGGAAUAUGGAGCAGACCUCAGCUCAUGCAUGAGACAAGACCAAUCUCAUUUGUCAGACCUCACCUACUACUGCUUCUUCCCAUCAACUGCUCUCCUUGUUGCCGCUACCUGAUCACUCUCUGGAGCCAUGCAUCCCCAGCGACCUCUUCCGCAGGCCAUGCCAUCAUCCUCUCUGGGACAGAACCUGCAGGGCAUGGCCACAGGUCUGGGUCAAGGCAAGAACUUCCUGGGAGGAAACUAUGCCUACAGCUUCAUCCAAUCAGUCAAGGAGUGCAUCUAUUUACUUCUGUGCUGCUGGUGUGUCAAAGAGAUUCUGGACUGACAGUUUGAGAGAGAGUAAAUCAAAUGGUCAAACACUGAUUUUCCCUGUUUCUCCUUGGGCCUCUGUAGUGUAAGUUCUACCUGCUUUUAUUACAUCACAAAUGGGGCGUUUAAACAAUGGUGCUAGAAAAGCACUGACAAGAAUUAUUCCUGUCUCAUACU
Molecule: messenger RNA, 845 nt
Organism: Monopterus albus (swamp eel)
Lineage: Eukaryota; Metazoa; Chordata; Actinopteri; Synbranchiformes; Synbranchidae
Gene: lenep
Product: lens epithelial protein
Exons: 1
Coding region: 490-684 (64 amino acids)
Biological process (GO): multicellular organism development
Source: RefSeq, a predicted model, not a curated record